AUGUCAAAAUCAUUUCUUGUAGAUGCACUUUUAACCAAGGAUAUUAGUUCUGCUGUAUGCUCUACAACUGGGAAUUACUCAGAUGGUAAUAAAAACUUUUGGACUGACCCAAGCAAUGUAAGUUUAUCAUCUAAACUUUAUUUGCCACCGCACGUUUUAUACAGAAAUCAACUAGAACUUUCGAAGUAUGUUCAGAGAAGUCUUUUCUCAUAUGCCUCCAUUGAACUUGGACGUGCACCGAAUUACGAGGAAAUAAGAAAUAUGAGACCAGCAUCAUUGAAAACUUUGUUGAAUACAAGUCCCUUGGCAAGCAAAAUCCCAUCGAAAGACAAAGACAAAAGGGAAAAUGUGACAGAAGAAAAAUUGUUGAAAAGGUCUGCUUCUUCUGAAGUGACCGAUGUUGAUUCGGAAGACCACCUCAGUAUUGAUGUUUCUAAAACCAACAAACGAGUUAGAACAGCUUUCACCAGUACUCAGCUUCUACAACUAGAAAGAGAAUUCGCCUCUAAUAUGUAUCUCUCCCGGCUCAGAAGAAUCGAAAUCUCGAAUUACCUCAGAUUAUCAGAGAAGCAAGUGAAGAUAUGGUUUCAAAACCGCCGAGUUAAACACAAAAAGCAAGGAAAUUCCACCAAUUGCCAAUGCUUGCGCACCUGCAAGCCACGAAACUCAGUUACUUCGACAAUGAACAAUGACUGGACAGCUAGCAGCUCAAAUCAUUCCGAAGAUCAGAGUAGUUUUACGUACCAAGCAGAACAUGAUGAGGAAGAACCCCAUUCAGAGGAAAACCACUUUGAUGAGAGAAAUACGCAAAUAUCAAUAUAA
Molecule: messenger RNA, 822 nt
Organism: Argiope bruennichi
Lineage: Eukaryota; Metazoa; Arthropoda; Arachnida; Araneae; Araneidae
Product: homeobox protein koza-like
Exons: 2
Coding region: 1-822 (273 amino acids)
Biological process (GO): regulation of transcription by RNA polymerase II
Cellular component (GO): nucleus
Molecular function (GO): RNA polymerase II cis-regulatory region sequence-specific DNA binding; DNA-binding transcription factor activity, RNA polymerase II-specific
Source: RefSeq, a predicted model, not a curated record